CCGGCCAAUAUGUUGGUCAGCAUUGUACUUCAAGAAAAGUUGCGACAGAUUUCGUCAAGAAACUUAAAUCUGUUUUUCUUUGUAAAAUUUUGUGUUUUUGGCGUAUUAACUGAAGUAUCUGCGAGUCCGGAGGAUUGGGCAAGCUCAAGCUACAAAUUUGUAACUCCAGUUCGUGAAAUUUACAUAUAAAAUAAAUACUACGCAAGCAUUAAUUGAAUAGAAAUUGGACUGAAAAGCAAAACAAAUAACGUACCCGUCCGUACGCACAGCAGUGCCAACGGUAGCAGAAUAUCUGUAUAUUUACCUCAAACAUGGACAGCAAGGAACAAUCGUCUGGUGGCGAAGGAACGUCAACUAAUAUGGGAACAUCAGCUGAACACUGCUCAGGCGAUGAGGAUGAUGGCAAAGAAAUAGCAAUGGAAACGGUGGAGGUGCUGCUAACAGCUGCUAUAACAGAAAAUGCGGAUGAUAAUCAUAGUGAAAGUGAUUCUCGUUCAACUCCAUUAAAAAACGAUAAGAGUAGCUGCGAUAGCGGCGUUUGUGUAAACAUGGAGGAUCGAUCAACCUCAAAAAAAGUCGAUACAAAUCCAGACACUGAUGAAAUGACCAUAAUGGAAGUAACCAGUUGCAUUGACAAAGCUACUUCAUCUCCACUCAAUGCGAAUAGCAACACUACGCCAAGUUCUACUGUUAAUGAGGAAUCGGAGAUUAGAAGUGCAGAUAGCAUGAAAAUGGAAUUAACAAAAUAUACCACAGACACAGAAGAAGAAGUAAUCGCUACCGCCAUGGAAGAUGAAUCCCCAGCGGCGACCGCUUUAAACAGUAAUACUGCUGAGACACCCAUUUUUCCCCGUCACACUCGUCGAAGUACGCGCAAUUACCGACAAAGCACACAAGAUGAUGAGUGCGAAGAAGAGCCGCCUGGAAGAAAUUCGUCCGUUGCAGACGGAACUGAGGAAGAGCAAAUGCCAUUGCUUUCGGUAACACCAGCUCCGGCGGAAGGAGACAUAGCCGAAAAUAAUCUUGAUGCCUCGAUGCCAAGCGAAAGGGAGAGUUCGCCUGCUGCAUCUUCGCCCAUUGUCACCAGUGGACCGUUUGACACCAGUACUCCAAAUUUCACUGAUGACGAUGAUGACGAUGACGAUGACGAGGAGGACGAUGAUGUCGACGAUGUCGACGAUGACGACGAUGACGACGAUGAGACUGAAGAUGAGGAGGAACAUAACUCGAGCGAUAAUUCCGAGCACGCGAAUGCAUUAGCUGACGUAAUGAACAAACCUAAACCACAAUACACCUGGUGCUCGACAUAUGAGCUAAUGCGAAGGGAGCACGGACUGAGCGGUGACGGCCGCCGAUCAUUAGCCAGUGGUAUGUCACCUGGUUUCAAUGCACGCUUUUAUGCUGCACGGCAUGUAGUUGAACGUAUGAAGAUUUCUCAUCGCUUACUCAAGCAUAAUGGCUGUGUAAAUUGUUUGAAUUUUAAUCGCUCUGGCGACUUGCUCUGCUCCGGAUCGGACGACAUGCGCAUUGUCGUCUGGAAUUGGCCACAUAAAAAACCAAAAUUGGUUUUCAAAUCUGGACAUACUGAGAAUAUUUUUCAAACGAAAUUCAUAAAUAGUCUAGGUGUUUUGGAUAUUGUGUCAGCCGGACGUGAUGGCCAAGUACUACGUUCUAUUGUACCUCCGUCUGGGGGAAAGCCGCAAACUUCUUUUCUAUAUCGUCAUAUGGGCUCUGUACAUAAACUCGUUAUAAGUCCCAAUAAUCCCUUUGAAAUCAUCAGUGCCGGAGAGGAUGCACGUAUACGUCGUAAAGAUUUGCGCAGUGAUGAGAGUGCGGCAAUUCUAUGCAAGGUGGAUAGCAUAAAGAUGAAAAAAAUACGCCUCUUUAGUAUUGCCCAUCAUCCAUAUGCGCCUGAGAUAUGUGUGUGUGGUUGUGAUAAUUUUGUGCGAGUCUAUGAUAAACGUAAUAUGAAUAAACCAGUACAUCAAAUGUGCCCCGAUCAUUUAGUUAAAGCGUCUAUACCCCAAGUUACUUGCGCUGUCUAUAACAGUACAGGAAGUGAAGUUCUUGCUUCUUAUAGUGAUGACCAUAUAUACUUAUUUAAUAAUAACGAGUACAAGACGGGUGAAUAUACGCAUCGCUACCGUGGACAUUACAAUCACAAAACUAUUAAGGGUGUCAACUUUUUUGGGCCCAAUUCAGAGUAUGUGAUCAGCGGUAGUGAUUGUGGUAACAUAUUUUUCUGGGAUAAAAAUACUGAAGCAAUUGUUAAUUUUAUGCCGGGUGAUACUAUGGGUGUGGUAAAUUGUUUGGAACCACAUCCGACGAUUCCUGUGCUGGCUACAUCUGGCCUCGAUUCCACCAUAAAAAUUUGGACACCAAGUAGUGAAAUGUAUCCUCCGGAUUUAUCGAAACUCGAGGCGUGCGUUAAACGCAAUCUAAGACGCUCACUUUUCGGCGAAGGUCGAGGUUUCGAUGGUCGAGAAUUCCAUUACUUUAUACGCCAAUUUCUUCGCCGUCCUCCGCGACGUGUUACGUAUUUAACGGGUGAAGAUGUGGGCGAACAGACUGACAGUAGCAGCAGUGAUGGUUUAGACAGUGAUGGUUUAGAUUGUCCACGAAUUGAGGGUAUACAAUGCCACACGCAAUGAAAUUGAUUUAUUCCGCCGCCAACAUUUUUAAAAAGUGGCCGAAUUGUUUAUGAAAUAAAUAUGUUGGAAGAAAUAUCAACGAUGCUUACGUUUAAUAUUAUAAUAUUUUUUAUUGUUUGUUUAAAUUGUUGUCCACCCUUAUUUUUUUUUGUUUUUUUUUUCUGAAUACAUAUAUUUUUGUGUACGAUGCCACAAAGCGUCCACGAGGUCACUAAUGAUCGAUUAUAUCUUAUUUGAAACAUCGUGCCAAAAGUUAUGUAUUGAUUAUCAAAAAAUACAUAUGUAUAUAUUUCAUGUAAUGUUUGAAUUAAAUAUUGAAACCAUUGAAUACAAAAAUAAUAAAAAAUAUGCAUAUACGCAUGAGGGAUGAACUAAAUUAAACUAAUCGGUUUUUUGACAUAGUAAAGCAGCGCUACGUUUAACCCAAUGAGAGGCUUUGAGUCUCGUUUUUAGUAGUAUCGGAAUAACAUAGUUGGUGGAAUGUCCGGUAGUUGAAAGAACACCUUUGCGUUCAGAUGUUUUGUAUAGAGGGCAUUUGUAGCGUGUACCUUCGACAAGUUUGAUAAUCUCCAGCGGCUAAAAAGAGGAAA
Molecule: messenger RNA, 3241 nt
Organism: Rhagoletis pomonella (apple maggot)
Lineage: Eukaryota; Metazoa; Arthropoda; Insecta; Diptera; Tephritidae
Product: DDB1- and CUL4-associated factor 8
Exons: 9
Coding region: 312-2651 (779 amino acids)
Cellular component (GO): Cul4-RING E3 ubiquitin ligase complex; cytoplasm
Molecular function (GO): protein binding
Source: RefSeq, a predicted model, not a curated record